This is a messenger RNA of Coniophora puteana RWD-64-598 SS2, 1897 nucleotides long. RefSeq names its product benzoate para-hydroxylase. The coding region runs from base 192 to 1640 and encodes 482 amino acids. The transcript is spliced from 9 exons. Lineage: Eukaryota; Fungi; Basidiomycota; Agaricomycetes; Boletales; Coniophoraceae. The record is from RefSeq and is a predicted model, not a curated record. Gene Ontology annotation, molecular function: iron ion binding; oxidoreductase activity, acting on paired donors, with incorporation or reduction of molecular oxygen; heme binding.
CAUCCCAACCUUCGCUCGGCUUUCCCAAGUCGAUUGCCGGCCGCCUCGAUGGCCCGAAGUCGGUCGCCCUACUCCUCGCCCUUGGGCUCUGGCAAUCCUACGCGCUCGGGUGGCUCGAAGACCUGGGCAGCGUGCAGCGCCCCAUCCUCAUCGCCGGCUCUCUCGCGGCAGCCCUCGCCGUGGCUCAGCUCAUGAAGCCUGACCCAUUGGCCGACGUCCCUGGACCCCUCCUCGCUCGCUGGACACCAUUGUGGCUGGGUUACUACGCGCGUAUCGGUCAACGGUUUACAGCUGUCCAUAAGCUACACAUGGAAUACGGACCCAUCGUGCGGAUAGCGCCCAACCAUAUCUCAGUCGCGGACAAGGACGCGUUGGACCUUGUGUACGCCCAGGGCUCCAAUGCUUUCGACAAGUCGACGUUCUACCACGCCUUCGUCUCCGACAAGGCCUCCGUCUUCUCCACCACCGACCGUCACGACCAUGCCCAAAAGCGUCGCCUUGUGUCCAACAUCUUCGCUGCCAAGUCGCUCCAAGACUGCACGCCAUUCAUCCGCGAUAUCGUCGACUCGUUCGUUGUUCAGCUGGAUAGACUCGCUGCGAAGAACGAGGAGCUCAACUUGCUCUACUGGUUCCACUUCCUCGCCUUUGACGUCCUUUCCGACCUCGCCUUUGGCCAACGUAUCGGUAUGGUGGAGAAGGGUUCUGAUGCUGUGACGGUUCAGAAGCGGGAUGGUUCCGUUUCUACUGAGAAUGCUAUUGCACUGGUCGACGAGCGUGAACACCUCGGCGCUGUCCUUGGCGUCCAUCCUUCGUUCAAGUUCUGGUCCAAGUUCCUCCCUGACCCUUUCUUCAUCCAAGGUCGCAAGUCUUCCGAUGGUCUCGUGGACUUCGCCCGUCGCCAGGUCAGCAGGCGCAUCGAUAACCGCCUCCAGCGCAAUGAUAUCCUCGACAAGCUCAUUCGGGCACGCGUCGCCGAUGACCAGGAAAUUGUGGGCGAGAACUUUGCCGACUUGGUCGCGGAAACCGUCACGCUCCUCAUCGCCGGGUCGGACACCACGUCAAACUCGGAGACAGCCAUCAUGCACCUUCUGUUUACCAACCCGCGCGUGUACAACAAGCUCAUCGGCAUCUUGGAAGAGGCCGUGGACGAGGAGCUGCCGACGGCCGACCACGUCAGAGAUAUUCCGUACUUGGACGCUGUCAUCAAUGAAGGACUUCGUUAUCAUGCUACGACAGCGAUAGGUCUCCACAGGGCCGUGCACGAGAAGGGCGCUAUGUUCGGCGGCAAGUACUUCCCUCCUGGUACUGAGAUGUCUGUUCCUGCCUGGACGAUCCAGCAUGAUCCUGAAAUCUGGGGUGAUCCGGAGGUCUUCCGGCCUGAGCGUUGGAUUGAGAACCCCGACCUCAAGAAGUACCUCAUGACUUUCGGGAAGGGACCUCGUGCAUGCCUUGGCAGACAUCUGGCUUACAUGGAGAUGCGACUCGUGCUCUCGACUGUGCUCCUCCGGUACGACCUCCAGCUCAAGUCACAGGUAAUGGAAACAACCGAAGGCUUCAUGCACAAGCCCAACGAAAUGUUCGUCCGCCUGAGCCGCCGCGAGCGCAAGGGUGCUGCGGUGCAGGCACAGGCACAGGCUUGAGCGGGUCCUGUAUUGGUUGUAUCUAUCUGCUGUCUUUUCUAUCUUAUCAUAGCUUCGCAUCCAUACCUGUCGCACACAUGUAAUUUAUACCUGCACAUUUUUUAGAAGUAGAUCAUCUUUAUACAUUGGGAACAUUAGAUCUAUAAAACAGCGCCAGCGCCCACAUGCGGGCCAUGCCGAACCACGUUCCGCUAGUUCUGAGAUGUCACCUUACAUUCUUACAGACUUUGACAUCAGAAGAUCACCGGAGAAGGGCG